Messenger RNA from Helicoverpa zea (corn earworm), 6070 nucleotides. Its product is annotated as protein zer-1 homolog. The record is from RefSeq and is a predicted model, not a curated record. The coding region runs from base 265 to 2571 and encodes 768 amino acids. The transcript has 8 exons. Gene Ontology annotation, cellular component: Cul2-RING ubiquitin ligase complex. NCBI's taxonomy places the organism in Eukaryota, Metazoa, Arthropoda, Insecta, Lepidoptera, Noctuidae.
CUACUGUCGUGAAAAAAGUCAAUUGACUUUCUUGUUGCGUUGUGCGAAAACUGCGAUUUACUAGCAGCCUGCUGCCCAGUUCGCAAGUGCAUUGGUUUCGGUCGGUCCGUCGGUACAAAUGCAACGUUGAGCUAUCAUCGCAAUGGACUCUGACGUAAUUUUCUACACCUAAAUUCAGUGAGUGAUAUACAUCGAAAUGGUAUCAUCGCGAGCCUUUCAUUACUCAAUACUUUAGACGAACUGAGACAGUGUUUGUCCGUCAGAAUGUCGAACGUACAGAAGUUGUGUUUGUAUGAUGCAUCGUAUGAUUCGUACCCCGACACGUUGUUUGAUAUUUGUAUGGACUAUAUUGUGGUGAAUCUUAAUACAAUUACUAACUUCGACCCUGAGACCCGAUGGCGUAGAUUCAAAGAUGAUGUUAUACUUCCCUCUGAGAUUUGCGAAAAAUUCAUCAAGUCAUACCAGAAGAAAUACCGCAUCAAUGAUAAUAUCGCGAACAUGUUCCGCGAUAAGGUUCGCACUCGGCUCAGCACAGUGAAGCUGCGAAACUCGCGCAUCACAGACGAGGGGCUGCGCUGCCUGAUGGAGCACAAGCCCUACGAAGUGGAGCUCAACCAAUGCGAGUAUCUUUCACAAUCAUCGCUGGAGAUCAUCAGCAACAACAGCCAAAACUUGCACUCACUCAAAUUUGGUCCAUUGACCUAUGUAUUCCCACAAGAUGAAGGUAUCUACAGGCAGCGAGGGUACAUCAUCUAUGCUCCAAACUUAAAGAGACUGACAAUCCAACGUCGAGGUCUCGCAAUAUUCCCAUUGCUUUUGUUAAAGCCUCUGCAGCACCUGACACACUUGGACCUCUCUGAGUGUACAUCGGCUGGUUCCAUUUGGGCCCUUAAUGAGAUGAAUAAUCUGCGGUUCCUGGUCUUGCAUGCUGUGCCGUGGACUAAAGAUUUAAUUGAUUGGAUCUCUGGGAUGGGCCACUUGAGGCACUUGGAUAUUUCCCAGUCAAAUGAGAGGCAUGGGAAAUAUUUCUCACCAAAUGAGGUGCUGACUCAGUUGGUAGAGAGCUUGCCACUACUGGAGUCAUUGGAUAUAUCGGGCACUAAUUUGGCCGGCACGGGGGCUGCUGCAGUUUCAACCAUGAAUCAAGGCACUUCAGACAGCAUGGAGUGUGAGGUGCGCUGCGACAUACCCGGACUGGUGAGCCGAGUUAACAAUCCACUGGAGUUCCUUGGCUUGUACGGGACUCACCAUGGAGCCUGCAAACGCCAUGAUAUACCAGCUAAAGUGAUCACUGGUGACGCUAACGAGGAGCAGAUCCUAGCUGCUGCUCGGGCUUACAUGGAGAGACCAGCGAUGCUGACGCGAGUGCUCAAUGAUCUUUACUAUUUGUUCCGCUACGAGAACAAUGCGUAUGUGGGCCGGGCCCUAUGCGUGGUGCUCGAUGCCAUGGACCUGCACGUCAUGGAGAAGCAUAUACAGAUCUCUGGCAGUGCCACCCUAUUCUACAUAGUGAAAGGGAAGGAAAAGGACCGCAUCGGCAUUAAGAUGAAGAAGCGCAUCAUCACUGCGCUGCUUGACGGCAUGGAGGCUCACCUUGGUGACGACACCAUGAUGAGGAACGGCUGCCUCACGCUGUGCCAAUUCAAGAUACCUACUGAUGUGUUGUUCGAGUAUGAGCGAGUUGUACAGAUUCUUUUAAACGGGGUAGCGGACGUAAAUCAAGAGGGUUUCGUGCAGCGUAUCGCUAUUUACUUAUUAAACUCGCUGGCCUGUCAGGUUGAUGGCAAACAGAAGACAUUCCUCGGCAACCAAGGAGCUAUUGGGAAAAUGCUCAACCUGAUCUCGGACCGGCUCGAGCGGCGCAUAUGCGAUGACGUUCUGGAAGUGGCCUGGUCCACCAUGUGGAACGUCACCGACGAAACCCCACAGAACUGCCAGCGCUUCUUGGAGAACCGCGGCAUGGAAUACUUCUUGGCUUGCCUCAAGAUAUUCCCCGAUAAAGAGGAGCUACUCCGCAACAUGAUGGGUCUUCUUGGCAACGUGGCAGAGGUAGCUCUCCUGCGCCCUCACCUGAUGAACAAGCUCUUCCUCUCCGUCUUCUACGAGCUUCUGGACUCUUGCAGCGACGGCAUCGAGGUAAGCUACAAUGCUGCCGGGGUGCUGGCUCACAUGGCUUCUGACGGGCCACGUGCAUGGACCGUAGCCGAACCAGCACGAGAGAUGGUGCUCCAACGCGUGGCCGCCGCCGUUGAACGCUGGGACCUCCGCGCUGAACGCAAUAUCAACUACCGCUCCUUCGAGCCCAUACUGAGCUUGCUCCAUGCUCAUCAUACGCCGCAGUGCCAGCACUGGGCUGUUUGGGCGCUGGCUAACCUUACUACGGUUUACCCGGACAAGUACUGCACCUUGGUGGAGGCGGAGGGUGGUCUCCGGCUGCUGAACGAGCUGCUCCUGCACCCGCGGCCCUACGAGCCCAUCAAGAAGCUGGCCUACAUCGUGAUCAACAACUGCGCGCGGUACGCAGCCCGCGACACCAGCAGCCCGCUGUUCUCCGCCUCGCCGGACAACUAACUAACGGACUUCUUCGAGGAGAUCAAUCCUCGAUUGCGCGAGUAACCGCCCACGGCACACCGACCCCCACACUCAAGCCAAAAAACUUUCAAACUUCAUCAUUAUUAGCUCACCUAAGGAAUCAUUGUGUUAGUACAAUAAGUAAAUCUAUUUUGGGCGCCAUGUGCCAGGCAUCACUCGGAAUUUUAACUGUAUUAGAAACAAACUAAUACCAUUUUUAUCAAGAUUGAAUAUCGAGCUUAAAUUAACUCGUUGUCCAGGUCGAAUUCUUAUACACUAAAAACAUGAACAAUAGAUUUAACAUUGUUUGUGGACCUUGAUCCCCCUUUAGAUUCUACGUCUAAGCUAAUUUCCUAUGACAGGAAUUUGAAUUAAGGCUACACUUUACACGAAAACUCAGUGAUAGUUUAGUUUAGGUAUGUUGUCGGCCAAACACGAUUCUUAGGACAAACUAGUUUGGCCUAGGCUUAACUAGUUCUUCUUAUGCGCCUUAGGAUAAACCUUUUUGUCUCGGCCAAACUCGUUAACUUCUAACGACGACUCAUUAUCGUAUUAAUAAACUGGCAAAACUGUUUAUCCUAAUGGGCUUAGGACAAACCAGUUUGGCCUAGGCUAGACUAGAAGAACAAGUUAAGCCUAAGCCAAACUAGUUUGACUUGAAAUCGGGUUUGGCUGGUAACAUAUGCAAGUAAUGUAAUUAAGAAAAUAAUGUUAACUGUUUACAUUUUUUUUUUGCUUUGUAAAAAUAUGAUCUGUAUAUAUCACUGUGUUUCCACUUAUUAGUUUUAUUUGAGGCUAUGCCUGAUACUAAAGCUAUCAUCAGUUGUGUUAUAAAUAUCGUCGUUGAUUUUCUGUCAUUUUUUUAUAGACGUUAGGUUCCACAAGAACUGCGCGUAUCUGAGAUACGAUUUAGUUAGUGAUAGCAUAUGAUUGAACAUCGUGUUCUAAAACGAUUUCAAAAUUUGUUUUGGAGUUGCAGCAUGUAUUUAUUCUUUGACUAAAAAUAGACAUGUAAAAAUACACAUUUGAUGCGUAUCGAUUAAAUUAGUCUAUUUUAUGUGUGUUAGUGCGAUAUGGUUUAGUUUAUAUUAAAAUCUAAAUUUAUAUAAAGAUUUUAUCUUCUUAGAAGUGAGGUUGUCUCCCGUAAUUUGGAGUAAUAUGAGUUUCAUUAAGAUUAUGCACAGCAUCUAUUGAAAAGCAGCAGCUAUGAGAAACGCCAUGACUUUUCAUAUAACUAGAAUGCCCACAGAGAUUUAUAUUGCUCUCUCCACAUGGGCCACGGCGUCAGCUCCGCAAAAAACGAAUUCCUUAUGAUAUAAUAUUUAAUAACACGAAACGUGAGUUGAUUACAUAUUAGAGUGGAGAGAUAUAUCUGCGGUAAAACCACACACUUUUAUAGUUAGUUGUAAUUUUGAUAUUCUUAAGAUCCCAAUAAGGCCGGGCCUAAGGUAACAUACAAUUCUUAUUUGUAAAUUAUUUAUUUUAUUUUAUUUAUUGAUUUAUUAUAUUAUAUUAUAUGCAAAUAUGAAUAUAAAGUUAUGAUUAAUUUCAAGGUUCAGAGCUGUUAAUGCUGUUGAUUGGACGCAUCGACGCUGCUCGUCGCGCGGCCAGGUCGAUCUGAAUAUUAGUUUAUGAUAAGUUGUCAUUUCUACGACUAUUAUCAGUCGUGUUUUUUUGUUUUAUCAGUUGACAUUUAUAAAACAGCGUUCAGUGAAUGAUUAAAAAAAUAAUGCAACUUAACAGAGGCUUUUUUUUAUUUAAAUCUGGCACAUUUCUGUAUUUAAUCGGGAAAUGAAAUGAAAUUGAAAUGAAAUGGUUUUAAUAGAAGUGCAAUCAUGGUAAAAGUACAGAUGUCCGUCCCGUUACCGUUGCCAGAAUUAUUACAUUGAUAUACAUGAUUCUAUUUCAAUCAUAAUACUAGUCAUAUCGUGUUAGUUGUGAGGAUACACGCAGUUUUUUACAUAAAUUUAUGCAAACAUUAUACUCAUCUAUACACCACAUUGGUCUUGUUUACAUAAAAUAAUGCAAAGUUUAGGUCCUACAGAAUAUUAUUUAACACAGUUGUUUUUAUUUCCGUUAUAUAUGUUACGUUGUUGGCUCACUUACGCUAUAUUGUUUUAUAUUUCUUGUUGAUUUGCGCGACGCUAAUGAAUUCAAAUCUGUUCUACUUGCCAAGAUUCACGCGCAUACAUUAGAAACGUGAACCGAACUAUUGAACACAGAACGAUUACUAACUGGAUGACAUAAAAAUGGUAUGAGUACAAAAAUAAUACACUCGGUAUUUAUUUAAAUUGAAAUACUUGUUUUAUAGUCAAGAUUAUUCCAGUAAAUUGAUAUUUAUAACAGUAAGUUGUAAUAAUUGUCUACUUAACAACAAUAGCGUGUUAGUCGUUUGCCCGCUUACUGCCGCCGAAAUAAUCGAUGUUAUUUGCUGUAACACUUUUUUAAUGCUAACUGUUUAGGAUACAGAGGUUGAGUUUCUAAUAUGAGACCAUGGAGCGAAAACCGAAGCUGUGAACUACACAUCGUUAUGAGAAAGAGCAAUGCAUCAGUUAUGUGAACUGAAGAUAUUUCCUACCGUCGGUUUUCGCUCUGAAGUUCCAUCUCACAAAUUCAACCCGCAUUAUGUAGCGUCAUCGAUAUGUAAUAGGUUAACGUUUAACAUUAUGCAAUAGUUAUUGUUACUCGUACAUUUCAUAGGUGUCUAUAUUAUGGAUUGAUUGUCAAGUUGAUCGGGAACACACGCUUGCUUUGCUGCAAACAGUUCCCGGGGCCGCGUCCUCGGAGGCUGUUUUGCUUAGUUAGCUGUGAAUUUGUCUUCGGCGCUUCAAGCUUUGGACUCGACAAAUCACAACAGUGUGUGUUUAGUUUACGUAAGGCCAUUUUAUAAUGUUAUAUAACCUAAUAUUCAAUCUGAUGUUUAGAAGUAAUAAGAUAUUGCCGGGCUUAGGGCUCCAGCACCGCGCUGUUUGGGGAUGGCUAACAAUAUACAGGAACAGUAAUGUGAAGUCAAACAGUGGUAAGUAUCGCGAAUCUAGUCGGCCUGUAUAUGCGAAGAGCACUUGAUUAACAGCAUUAUUUUCGUGUAGUAGAUCUAAACUUUUAAUACAUUUUGAUGAGAUCAGUCUGCAGUAACAGGGGGUGUUUUUAUGAUAUUUCCUGAAAUAGUAUUAACACUUUACCUUAUAUUUAAACCGGCGUUGUAUAAGCCGAUCAAUAGAUGUUUAAUGUCUAAUAAAUAAUAAUAUAUGUUUGUCAUCUUCACACACGAUUGUCUCCUAGUAUUUUUCUUUAGUUGAUUAAUUGUGUUGCUACGGUCUAACAUUAUUUUGUGUAACGAAUUUUUUUCUUGUUACGAUAAAAUGCUGUAGCUUGCAAUUUUAUCGAUAAUUCAGUUUUGUUGUUCAUUAAGUUAAGUUGAUCAUGUAUUAAUUCUAGAAAACUUACCUCUUUUAAUUGAUUGUCGUUUCAGAGAUCAAUAAAUAAAUAUCUGAAUGUC